AUGCAGCACGUACAAACUCUCCCUCGGGGAAUCGAACCCCGGUCUCCCGCGCUUAUCGGUUUUAAUGACAAGCGGAAAUCAUCACCACUAGACCAAGGAAGAUUGAAUGACCGAGUUACAGCUCGACCACUUGGCUGGUUGAUGGAAGGUCCCACAUGCAAAUGUCUCAAGUUUCAGCAUCUAUUUGACAAAAUUUGCACAUAUGUAGCCGUCCGCAUCACCUCUCCUGUAACUCCUUCCAUAUCAAUGGGAAAGACAGCGCAUACAAAUUCUGGGUAA
Molecule: messenger RNA, 279 nt
Organism: Penicillium canescens
Lineage: Eukaryota; Fungi; Ascomycota; Eurotiomycetes; Eurotiales; Aspergillaceae
Exons: 2
Coding region: 1-279 (92 amino acids)
Source: RefSeq, a predicted model, not a curated record